AUGCCACCAACCUACAGUAUUCUUCUCCCCACUUACAAUGAGCUGGAAAAUUUGCCGAUUUGCAUCUACUUGAUUGAAAAAUACCUUCGAGACAUCAAAUACGAGGUUAUAAUCAUUGAUGAUGCUAGUCCAGACGGGACUUUGGAUGUCGCGAAAAAACUUCAGGCUGAAUAUGGUGAAGAUAAAAUCGUUUUACGGCCGCGAGAAGCAAAGCUUGGCCUCGGAACCGCUUACAUACAUGGAUUGAAACAUGCUCGUGGAGAAUACAUUAUCAUAAUGGAUGCUGAUCUUUCCCAUCACCCAAAGUUUAUUGUGGACAUGAUAAAGCUACGAGAAGAAGAUAGCUUAGACAUUGUGACUGGAACUCGAUACGUUGGAAGUGGUGGUGUGUCCGGGUGGGAUUUCCGAAGAAAGCUCAUUUCGAAAGGAGCGAAUUUUCUAGCUCAGUUUCUUCUCAAUCCGGGCGUCUCCGAUCUCACUGGAUCUUUUCGUCUUUACAAAAGAGAAGUACUUGCACGAUUAGUAAAAGAAAGUGUUUCGAAAGGAUAUGUGUUUCAGAUGGAAAUGAUGUUUCGUGCACGUAAAGCCGGAUAUCAAAUUGGCGAGGUUCCGAUAACGUUUGUGGACCGGUUCUUUGGUGAGUCAAAACUUGGAGCGCAGGAAAUUGUGAGCUAUGCGAAAGGGCUCCUCUAUCUAUUCUUCACAGUGUCA
Messenger RNA from Mesorhabditis belari, 711 nucleotides. Lineage: Eukaryota; Metazoa; Nematoda; Chromadorea; Rhabditida; Rhabditidae. The record is from the annotation of a GenBank genome assembly.